ACUCUUUCCUUCUUGUACAAAAUUUCCUCUUCCUUCCCGUUCGUGGUUGUAUGUCGGCUCUAUAAUAACACAACUAACCACUACAUCUUUACACUCAGAUAAAAACACUAAUUGGUGGCCGGUUAUACGCGUAAAAGAGGAUUUCCAAACGCACGCCUUUCGAAUUUUUUCGUAAUUUCAUCGAGCUCUUCCUGCAUUAUUCGCGGACCCACAAAUAACGACAAGCAUAAGGCACGGGCAGUGAAAUUACUGACCACCGAUCGCUCUCAUAAACACUUUUGUUUCUUUAACGAAGAUGAAGUAAAUGAAGGGGAUGCUGGACUUUCUCGGUGCGCGUAAGGCAGGUGUCUCUGAAGGCGUCAUGGGUCGAAUUGGAGCGGGAGGAUCCAUUUCCAUCAGAUGACUGGAAGCGCUGUCCGUGGUGAGUGAGGAUCAGCCCAUAUUCGAGCCAACCUACACCGCAGCCCCGGCCAUGCACAUGAAGACUGAGAUGACGUCGCCCGGCGGGUUCAGCCAGACCUCCAAGCAGAGCCCCGAGCCCACUGAGCCGGAGUGGGUGGGGCCAGGAGCACCAAAUGCUGGGAAGAGAGGAGAACACGUCAAUGGCACCAGUCGUGAGUCCCCAGUGGACUGCAGCGUCACCAAGCGUUCCAGACACAUGAGCAACGAAGGGGCCUCCAUGCAGUACCAGGCCUCCUCGUACACAGAGCCCCGCGUCAGCCCCCAGGCCACCACCCCACCCAGCAGUGCCACUGAGGAGAAGAGGGUCAUCGUGCCAGCAGAUCCCGAGGUGUGGACGCAGGACCACGUGCGGCAGUGGCUGGACUGGGCCAUCAAGGAGUACGUCCUGGAGCAGGUGGAUGUCAUGCUUUUCCAAGCGCUCGAUGGGAAAGCCCUGUGCAAGAUGACCAAAGAGGACAUGAUGCGGCUCACGUCGGCCUACAAUGCAGACAUCCUGCUCUCGCACCUCAAUUACCUCCGGCAGAGUAGUCCAACGUUCUCCUACCCAACAACUCCCACCAACAACACACCACCACAACAACAGCCGCCCAGACAGGUGAAAACAGAGAACAGUUUUGAUGAAAUCAGCCGCAGGAACAGCUGGCCGACAAACACCAUGACUGCAGUGCCUAAAGGUUCUUCAAUGGAGCACCAGCACAGUACACGAGUUACAGAGCCUGCUCCAAGGAUUGGGCAAGACCCAUAUCAGACAUUAGGACCCAUUAGCAGUCGGCUAGCCAACCCAGAAGGCCAAGCCCUCAACUCAUCCAAGAACCGAACAGGCAAACAAAGUGCAUACAAGCUCCCUGACCCCAGCACUCACAGGCCUGUGGGCUCAGGGCAGAUCCAGCUGUGGCAGUUCCUUCUGGAGCUUCUGUCUGACAGCAACAAUGCCAGCAUCAUUACCUGGGAGGGUACCAACGGCGAGUUCAAGAUGACCGACCCGGACGAAGUGGCCAAACGCUGGGGUGAGCGCAAGAGCAAGCCAAACAUGAACUACGACAAGCUGAGCCGUGCCCUGCGCUACUACUACGACAAGAACAUCAUGACUAAGGUGCACGGCAAGCGCUACGCCUACAAAUUUGACUUCCAAGGCAUCUCGCAGGCACACCAGAACCACUCAGGAGAUGGUGGGAUUGUUAAGUACCAGAAUGAGAUGUCUUAUGUCCAGAGCUACCACAGCCACCAGCCCAAAAUGAACUUCAUGGGUGGCCAUCCUGCACCUAUGCCCGUCUCCCCAGGAAACUUUUUCGGCCCACCGUCAACAUACUGGAACUCACCCAACAGCCCCAUCUAUCCUGGUUCAGCCAUGACCAGACAUCCUGCCACUCACUCCCACCUGAGCUCGUACUACUGAGCAUGAUCCCAACUGAACAGGGAAAAAAAACAAAACAAAAAAAAAACAAAACAGGAGACGAACCCAAGUGCACCAAAGCACGCUCCGUCCAACCUGCCACCGAGCUGAACUCUGUUGAAAGAAGGCGAAAUGACGCUAUCAUUGAAAUUGUAAAGGCAUUAUUAAAUUGUCUUUGUUACAUUCAGUCUCAAAAAAAACAAAACAAAACAAAAAAAAAAAAACAACGGACAAACAUGAGGGUAUAUUAACCCUGGUAUUGUAUGCUUCCAGGAGUUUUAUAAAUAAACUCAUAAUAUACUAUA
Molecule: messenger RNA, 2160 nt
Organism: Oreochromis niloticus (Nile tilapia)
Lineage: Eukaryota; Metazoa; Chordata; Actinopteri; Cichliformes; Cichlidae
Gene: fli1rs
Product: Fli-1 proto-oncogene, ETS transcription factor-related sequence
Exons: 10
Coding region: 473-1858 (461 amino acids)
Biological process (GO): cell differentiation; regulation of transcription by RNA polymerase II
Cellular component (GO): nucleus
Molecular function (GO): DNA-binding transcription factor activity, RNA polymerase II-specific; sequence-specific DNA binding
Source: RefSeq, a predicted model, not a curated record